AUGUCUUGGGCGGACGUUCGAGGCUGUGUCUCCAAUGUGGUGAAGACUAAAAUAUUCCAGCUCAAGCGAAAGAGUUAUGAGAUGAAAAUUGAGGUUGAAGGCAAGAUCACGGAAGAGGGUACAGGAGUGGAGUUAACUGGGACAGGCUCCAGUGAGAUCACAGGCACCAUGAGCAAAAUCAGCUUUGAGCAGGUGGACUCUCAUUACAUACCAGGGAUCCCCUUCUCCGGGCAGGUGAAGCUGGUGGACGGGACCGAUGCUCCAAUCGCCAACGAAACCAUCCGGAUUUCCAUAGGGAGAAACAACUACGAAGCCAACUACACAACGAAUGAAGAGGGCCGAGUCUCGUUUUCUAUAGACACUGUCAACUUCACAGAAAACUUGAUUCAAAUCACUGCAAACCAUAAAUCUGAACUGAACUGUUACGACACAGACUGGAUCACCCCUGUGUAUGGUAACACCAUUCACAUGGCAACACGCUUUUACUCCCCGAGUAAGAGCUUUCUCAAAAUCGAGCCCCUGUCUCAGACUUUAAGCUGCGGUUCCAAUGAGAUGGUCCGGGUGCACUACAUCCUGAAGCCAGAGGCCGUGGGGGAGCAGAAGGAAAUCGUCUUUUACUAUGUG
Chrysemys picta bellii (western painted turtle) is the source of this 624-nucleotide messenger RNA. The record is from RefSeq and is a predicted model, not a curated record. NCBI's taxonomy places the organism in Eukaryota, Metazoa, Chordata, Testudines, Emydidae.